Messenger RNA from Topomyia yanbarensis, 2145 nucleotides. Its product is annotated as cytosolic carboxypeptidase 6. Gene Ontology annotation, molecular function: metallocarboxypeptidase activity; zinc ion binding. Gene Ontology annotation, biological process: proteolysis. The transcript is spliced from 6 exons. The record is from RefSeq and is a predicted model, not a curated record. NCBI's taxonomy places the organism in Eukaryota, Metazoa, Arthropoda, Insecta, Diptera, Culicidae. The coding region runs from base 121 to 2016 and encodes 631 amino acids.
AUACUUGGUGAACGAUUGACGCAUUUGAAUCAGAUUAAGUUGAAGUGCGGAUCGUAGAAGAACGGUCCCUGUUUUUUCGCUAAGUUAAGUAGUUCGAGAUUACAACAAAAAUAUUCAAAAAUGUUUACAGAAGCAUGUGAUCCAUUGAAACAUACUAGCAUGUACCAGAGAGCGGAAGAAGAUAGCGAGGACAGCGAUGGAGAAGGAGGACUUGGAAACGUUAGUCGGGUUAUCAUCCGACCUCCAGGUCACAGUGGUAAAGCGAAACGCGGACAUCUCUGCUUCGAUGCUGCCUUCGAAACCGGCAACCUAGGACGAAUAGAUCUGGUGGGCGAAUUCGAGUACGACCUGUUUCUCCGACCAGACACGUGCAACCCUCGGUACCGGUUCUGGUUCAAUUUCACCGUGGACAAUGUCAAACAGGACCAACGGGUAAUAUUCAACAUUGUUAACAUUAACAAAAGCCGAACACUGUUCAAGGAUGGCAUGACACCGCUGGUUAAAUCCACUAGUCGCCCCAAGUGGCAACGUCUUCCCCGGUGCGAGGUGUUCUACUAUAAAUCGGCCGUACACCAGAACCAUUAUGUGCUGAGUUUUGCGUUCGGAUUCGACAAGGAGGAUGAAGUGUAUCAAUUCGCGUUGACGUAUCCGUAUUCAUACUCCAAGUUGCAAGCUUACCUGAACGUAUUGGAGAGCAAAUUCCCCGACUCGUUUGAGAGAACGACGCUUGGAAUGACGAUUCAAAAUCGCAAGCUGGAACUAAUCACAUUCGAUGAUGUGAAGAAACCGGAAAAGAUCGACCACAAAAAUUUGAUUCACAUAGUGGUGAUCUUGGCCAGGAUACACCCGGGGGAAUCACCUGCUUCGUACGUAGUGCAAGGUUUGAUCGAAUAUCUGGCAGCAGCCAGUCAACCUGUUUCGAAAGCUUUGCGUGAAAACGUAGUCUUCAAAAUAGUACCGAUGCUGAAUCCGGAUGGUGUGUUCCUGGGGAACAACAGAUGCAACGUGAUUGGUCAUGAUUUGAAUCGGACAUGGAACAAGGUAUCCCAGUACACGCAUCCGACACUGGCGGCCGUUAUGAAAAUGUUGAAGGAGUAUGAUAAUUCGAGUUGUUAUCAGGUUGACUUCGUGAUCGAUAUUCACGCCCAUUCUACUUUAACGGGAACAUUCAUCUAUGGUAGCACGUACGACAACGUGUAUCGAUAUGAGCGGCACCUGGUGUUCCCCAAGUUGUUUGCUUCCAAGUGUGAAGAUUUCUGUCAGGAGCACAUGAUGUUCAAUGCCGACGAUAGGAAGUCGGGGACGGCACGGAGAUACUUUGUCGAUGCGUUAAGUGAUACUGUCAACACGUACACGUUGGAGGUGUCGAUGUGUGGAUACUUCCUGAAUGACACCAAUAUUAUGACGCAGUAUACCGAGGAUGGGUAUAUGCGAAUCGGUCGCAACUUGGCGCGAACGUUUCUGGAAUAUUACCGCUUCACCAAUAUUCUACCAAUUCCUCCGAUGGACGAACUUCGAACGCGCAAGGGACGCCCUCGGACACACCGACCAAGAACGCGCUCCAGAAACCGCAGUGAGGUCCACUCACGUCCCAAAACCGUCCGCACGUACGCACCCAUAAGCUAUACCGAUUUGUCAAUCUGCUACGACAGUUCAAGCUCCCCGGAAGGAUCACCCAUUCGUUACAUGUACUCCACCUAUGGAGGCUUUCGAAUGCGUGCACUGGGGCCACCAGAUCAGUACUCGCUGUCCAACAUACAGGCGGCUCGAUUUAGCAAUCUGGAUUUCAGCAACGACUUCAGGUUUAAGGUUACACCCAAAACGAAGACUGCCCUUGAGCACAAAAUGCCUCCGAUCGAGAUAUUGAACGUACCGCCAAAACCCUGCCUUACGAUAAUAGACUUCAAUCAGCUAACCCGCGGAGGACUCGAGGAAGCCACCUCCGGACGAACGUUCGAGCGGGAGAAGGACAAAAUUCGUCGUCAUACAAUGAAAAGCAGUUCACGGAAAGCGUAGACUAAAAAACUUUGUACUUUAUUGUUAAAAUUUGUAAUAAUUCUCUAUAUUCAACUCUGUUAUACUAGCUUCUAUUAAUUCCGUAAACGAUGUGUUCCCACAGAUCAGGACCUGUAGGGAAUUCUGCGC